AUGCCGCGACGCAACCGCUGCACGGGCGAGCUCGAGCACCCGAACGGGUGCACCGCGAGCGCGUACGUCGUCUCCUCCGUCCUCGCGCUCGUCCUCGUCCUCGGCGUUCCGCUCGCGCACGUGAUGUUCUUCGUCGACGCCUCGCCCGGGCCGACCGAUCGAUGCGCGAUCGCGUCCGGGGUCGACGUCGAGACGCACGCGGCGGCGAUGGCGCUGUACUAUCGCUACGAGAUCGUGGACAACGUCGAGUGCACGUUCGAGACGGAGAUCUUGCGCGGGUGCGUCGCGGACGACGCCGCCGUGCUGCGGUUUCCGAGGUACCCGCCCGGCGCGCUCCGCGCGAAAAACGUCCGCGACGUGCGCGACGAGGCGAAGCGAUCGAUCGACGCGUACGUCGACGCCGCGGACGCGGACGGCGUCGAGGGCGGCGACGACGUGAAGUGCGAGAAGCCCGCGGCGAGCUUGGCGCCGACGCUGACGCGCGUCGCGUCCGAGCCGUACCUCACGGCGCUGAGCGGCGUCGCGCCCGUCUUCGCCGCGUUCGCGGCGGCGGCGGCGGACGCGUCGUCGUCCGCGUCGGUGUCCUUCGUCGACUACGCGUGCGUCGCCGCGGUGGACCGCGCGAUAACGCUCAUCGACGAGGCGUUCGCGGCCAACGGCGCGAGCGCUCCGCCGGACCUCAGCGCGCGCGUCGUCGCGUUCUUCGCGGGAUUGAGUGAAGAGGAACGCCCGCAGCUGUGCGCGAUCGCGGUGACGGACGCGUCGCCGUGCGAAGAGAGGGACACGGACGUCGGGAGCCUGAAGGGGAGCGACCUCGGGUUCGGGCGGUGCGACUUCGUCGAGUUCGCGGACGUCGCGUGA
Micromonas pusilla CCMP1545 is the source of this 861-nucleotide messenger RNA. RefSeq lists its product as uncharacterized. NCBI's taxonomy places the organism in Eukaryota, Viridiplantae, Chlorophyta, Mamiellophyceae, Mamiellales, Mamiellaceae. The coding region runs from base 1 to 861 and encodes 286 amino acids. The transcript has a single exon. The record is from RefSeq and is a predicted model, not a curated record.